Molecule: messenger RNA, 396 nt
Organism: Ambispora leptoticha
Lineage: Eukaryota; Fungi; Glomeromycota; Glomeromycetes; Archaeosporales; Ambisporaceae
Source: the annotation of a GenBank genome assembly
AUGCCCGAAAUCUCCCAUCCAACUGAGACGGUUGGUUUCCUUCUCAAGUAUGAAACAGAUUCUGGGCAAGCUCAGAAGUUUUUAGCAGAUGACGGUGCCUUGAAGUAUGAUGAUGAAGCGGGGUUUAAUCUUAUCUCCUUCUUUGACAAUUUAGAUAAGAGCACAUUUAAUGAAUAUAAAGAUAGCUGGAUGAAAAAACGUCGCGAAGAUCUCGCGAAGCACCAGCAAGGACAAAUACGUGGUUAUGCUACAGGAUACGGCGAACCCUCUCGUGUUUUACUGCAUCAAUGUCAUUUGAAAUGGCAAUUGGAGAUAAUGUUGCUUGGCCAAUUUUUCUUUGUACACCAGCCGGAUCAAGGCUAUAAGUUCCUAAGAGCUACAGACGAAGAUUCUUAA